CGUGAACUUCAGUCGUUUUAUUAAACAUACCCUGUUUUAAUCUUCUGCUGACGUGUGGAUAUGGUUCCUUUGUUGCUUUAUAAAUGAAAGGAAAUGGAAUUCGUCAAAAAGAUUACCCUAAAAGUUCGAGAAUAGCUUAGGACCGAACUGCUUCACUCUGAACUUUACAGAUCAUCUUAAGGGCUACCAAUCUUCUGAGUUUUUCUUACCUUGAUCGACGUUGCAAACUCGACCUCAAGAGAACGGGAGCCGAACAAAAACAGUUUGGAGGUGGCCGAGUUCCAGAAACAAGUCACCCUCAAUGCCCGAACACAUCUCGCGGCUCGUCUCUCGGUUGCCGAAUGCCCCCAUUCCUGUUCACGACUUCCGUCAGCAGCCGAAAUAACGAACGUUUCCAUGAUUUCGGCCGCUGCGAUUGCCGCUCGAAACACGAAAGACGCGAUUCCAACUACGUCGGGUAAUAACAAUUGCUUAAGCGCAGCUCCUGUCAAUAACAAUAACAAUAUAGAAGCAAACAGUGGAAUGAACAGCAUUUCACGAGAGGAAAAACGAGAGAACAAAAAGAGCAGAUAUCACUACUCACGCGAAGUCUCCUUUUCACUUCUGCUGAUAAGUAUAAUAUAUGUAGCAUGCGUCACUCCUUUUACCCUCGUGUAUCUUUUGAACCAGAUGGGUUUGGUUGAGAACCCAGUCCUAGAGGCUAUUUCAAGACUCGUCCUUCAACUGAAAUUCGUGCUGAAUCCGAUUGCAUAUACAAGGAGCAGCACUUUUCGCAACCGAUUUAAGAGGAUCUGGCACAACUUGCGGUACCCGAAGGAAACGCCCAUUCCGAACACGCCCAGUCCGAACAAACAUCAAAGAGUAUCUAGUUUGAGAAGGUUCUUCGGCUCCAAUAACCAAAACCAUUCCGAUCUUUAAAUCUAGCACAAUAAGGCCCCCCGUAUAUUUCCGGCCACGGAAAGAAAUUUAUAUUCAGGUGUGUACUCUUUCAGACUCAUGUACCCCAAAACGUGAAACAAGCGAACAACACCUCAAUUAUUGUGACCAAUUAAAGAGUUUCAGUUGAAUAAAUAUAUAGCAAUCUAUCGGCUUUGAGCUCAAACUCAACUGUACAAAUAUCGUAACUGUGGCCGGACAACUUUAAUUGCUUGCAUUGGUACCGGCUCUUCUAGUCAUAAUUUUUGAUAUGAUUUGAGUGGUUAUUCUUUCAUUUCAAUCCAAAAAAACUGGUUUACGUGCUGCUUGACUUAAGAGUAUGAAAAAAUCUAAGAAAAACUGAGAAA
Molecule: messenger RNA, 1283 nt
Organism: Symsagittifera roscoffensis
Lineage: Eukaryota; Metazoa; Xenacoelomorpha; Acoela; Convolutidae
Biological process (GO): G protein-coupled receptor signaling pathway
Cellular component (GO): membrane
Molecular function (GO): G protein-coupled receptor activity
Source: RefSeq, a predicted model, not a curated record